UUUUGUGCAACCCGUACCGGAAAAUCCAUCAAAAUUCUGUCCUCACUGUGGACCCCAGCGUCGGCUUCGCAAUUGGCGGGCGGCGCAACCAACGGCGGAGGCAGUGGCAGCAGUACAGGCAGCGGCAGCACCACUGAUCACCACCAUACCGUGGCCUCCUCGAAGGCCAAGUUCAAGAUCACCGUCGUGUCCACGCCCAGCCCCUCGCCGCCGCCCACUCCCCCGUCGCUCGGCGGGAUGGUGGAGACGAAUUCCCCGCCGGCGGGCUACACGCUCAAGCGGUGCCCCAGCGAUCUAUCGGAUGUACAGCAGCCCCCGCGACAGAUUUCCCGCUCGCCGGGGAAUGUCAGCAGCAAUGCCGCCUAUCACCUGACCACCGCCAUGCUCCUCAACUCCCAGCAGUGCGGAUACCUCGGCCAGCGGCUCCAAUCGGUGCUCCAGCAGCAGCAGCAGCAGCAGCACCAGCAGCACCAUCAAUCGCAGUCCCAGUCGCAGACGCCAUCCUCGGACGACGGCAGCCAGUCGGGCGUGACCAUCCUGGACGAGGAGCGGACGCGGGGCCUGCCAGUGGGUGCCACGGCGGCGUCUGCCGCUGCUGCCUCCCUCUUCACCAUCGACAGCAUCUUGGGCUCCCGCAGCGCCAACGCCCAGCACCAGCAGGGCAGCACCUCCUCCCACUCCCAAUCAAGCAGCGGCGGCUGCCACAACAACAACAACAAUAAUCACAGCAGCAGUAGCAGCAACGGUCUGGGCUUGGGCCUCAAGCGGAGCACCGAAUCCCCCGCCUCCCCCAACUCCAACUCCAGCUCGAGCGCCGCCGCCAGCCCGAUACGACCGCAGCGGGUUCCUGCCAUGUUGCAGCAUCCUGGCCUGCAUUUGGGGCACCUGGCGGCGGCGGCAGCAAGCGGUUUUGCGGCCUCGCCAUCGGAUUUUCUAGUGGCAUACCCCAAUUUCUAUCCAAAUUACAUGCAUGCCGCAGCCGUUGCCCACGUUGCCGCCGCCCAGAUGCAGGCGCAUGUCAGUGGGCACGGCGCUGCGGCCGCUGCUGCCGCCGCUGGUCUCGCCGGCCAUGGCCAUCACCCGCACCACCACUCGCAUCACUCGCACCCGCACCAUUUGGGGCACCACCACGGACAGCAUCACCUGGGCCACCUGGGGCACGGGCCGCCGCCGAAGCGCAAGCGGCGGCAUCGCACCAUCUUCACGGAGGAGCAGUUGGAGCAGCUGGAGGCCACGUUCGACAAGACCCACUAUCCGGAUGUGGUGCUCCGCGAGCAACUGGCCCUCAAAGUGGAUCUCAAAGAGGAGCGUGUGGAGGUAUGGUUCAAGAAUCGUCGGGCCAAGUGGCGCAAACAGAAACGAGAGGAGCAGGAGCGGCUCCGCAAGCUGCAGGAGGAGCAGUGUGGCAGCACCACCAACAAUACCACAGGCAGUGGUGGCACAGCCAACAGCAGCAGCACCACUGGUUCCCCGCCUGGCGGCGUCCCCAAAGGACAACAGCAUCACGGGGCAGAGCACUAUGCCGCACAGAUGGUGCACAUCAAGAGCGAUCCCAAUGGCUACAGCGAUGCGGACGAGUCCUCCGAUCUGGAGGUGGCCUAAAUCGGGGAAUACACACCCACUGUAUAUAUAGAUAUUUGCUCUAAGAUCUAGUUAUAUUUCGCUAGUGCUUUUGUUUUGUAUAUAGAAAAAUGUGAAGAUUUUUCAAGUAUUUUUUGUUACUAAGUUCUUAAGCGAAAAAAGAAGAGAGAGAAGUGGAGUAUUAGCAAAGUAUCAUAAUAUAUAUAUAUAGUCAAAUCUGUACAGUCACUAAAAUAUAUAUACAUAUAUAUAUAGAUGUCUGAGUGCAUGUGUGAUCGGUGUUUACUGAAUGAAUGGAUUUUGUCGUAAUUGUUUCAUGUGUCCUGUAAUUGCAUCUAAAGAAAACUCUCGAUAAAAAAGAAUCACCAUGAUAAACGAUAAACGAUUACGUAUACAUAAAUAAUGCAAAUGAACAAGUGUAAUUCCUCCAACGAUUAAUUCUAAUGUUAAACCUAACUUAUUGAAAACACACACACACACAUCCUAAAGAGAAAAACCUCAAAUAAAACCCCAAAACUCGC
This is a messenger RNA of Drosophila miranda, 2102 nucleotides long. It is a transcript of the gene Gsc, whose product is annotated as homeobox protein goosecoid. The record is from RefSeq and is a predicted model, not a curated record. The coding region runs from base 238 to 1602 and encodes 454 amino acids. NCBI's taxonomy places the organism in Eukaryota, Metazoa, Arthropoda, Insecta, Diptera, Drosophilidae. Gene Ontology annotation, molecular function: DNA-binding transcription factor activity, RNA polymerase II-specific; RNA polymerase II cis-regulatory region sequence-specific DNA binding. The transcript has 3 exons. Gene Ontology annotation, biological process: regulation of transcription by RNA polymerase II. Gene Ontology annotation, cellular component: nucleus.